This is a messenger RNA of Scomber japonicus (chub mackerel), 1456 nucleotides long. RefSeq names its product transmembrane protein 38A (gene tmem38a). Bases 139 to 1014 code for a protein of 291 amino acids. Gene Ontology annotation, biological process: potassium ion transmembrane transport. The record is from RefSeq and is a predicted model, not a curated record. Lineage: Eukaryota; Metazoa; Chordata; Actinopteri; Scombriformes; Scombridae. Gene Ontology annotation, cellular component: membrane. The transcript is spliced from 6 exons. Gene Ontology annotation, molecular function: potassium channel activity; identical protein binding.
GGCUUUUCACUGUCGAUAUCGGGGGGCUUGGUGGAGAGCCGGCGGACCGGGUUUUGAGGGGGGCUUCCGAUCCUGAGUGCGCAGUUGGAAUAAAAAACACAACACAGAGAUUCACUGGUUCGGGUUGAGACGGGCAACAUGGAAAUGCUGGCAGUUCUUAAUUUGGGCGAUUUUGCCCAAGCUUUCACUAAAGUGGGAUUGUUUCCUGUGUUUGAUCUCGCUUAUUACAUCGUGUCCAUCCUCUACCUCAAGUAUGAGCCAGGCUCGGUGGAGGUCUCUCGCAGGAGUCCUGUGGCCUCCUGGCUCUGUGCCAUGCUCUACUGCUUUGGUAGUUAUAUCGUGGCAGACAUCUUGCUUGGAGGCAGCCCACUCGACUAUUUCCAACACAACAGCCACAUCCUGCUGGCCUCAGCUGUCUGGUACCUCAUCUUUUACUGCCCGCUGAACCUCUUCUAUAAAUGUGUGGCUUUCCUGCCCGUCAAGCUGGUGUUGGUCGCCCUGAAGGAGGUCGUCCGCGCCCGUAAGAUCGCCGCUGGUGUUCACCACGCCCACCACGCCUACCACCACGGCUUCUUCAUCAUGGUCAUCAUCGGAUACGUCAAAGGGUCUGGAGUAGCUCUCAUUUCCAAUUUUGAGCAGCUGCUGCGUGGUGUGUGGAGGCCUGAGACCAAUGAGAUCCUCAACAUGUCAUUCCCAACCAAAGCCAGCCUGUACGGAGCCAUCCUCUUCACCCUGCAGGAGGCUCACUGGCUGCCAGUGUCCAAGAGCACCCUCAUCCUCAUCUUCACCCUCUUCAUGGCCACAAGCAAGGUUUGGAUGACUGCCCGACACUCUCACGGCUCCCCUUUCGCUCUCAUUGAGUCCUGGAUUUGCCAUCUGCUGUUCGGCUCCCCUCUGGGCUCUGAGGACGACCACCACCACCAUCCUCCUGCUGCCGCCCCAUCCUCACCACUCAAAACCAAGGAGGAGCUGAGUGAUGGUACUCGCAAAAGGAAGGCAAAGAAAGCCGAGUAGGGCGCCGCGCUGAACCACUGAAACUGCAUCUGACUUGCCCUCAUGGCCUGCGCAUGAUGGCACUUCCCAUUCCUUUUCCAGGGAAAGGGGCAGUUUGAUGUUUCACCAAAUGAGACCCUUUCUAUUAGAGCAACAUGGUGCUUCCUGCGUUUUACACAGCACAGGGACUCUGUAAAUAUUACGGCAAAUGAUUCACUCUUCAACCCAACCUGGACAUUUGAAAGCUAUUUAUUUACCUGCAUCUGUGCUCAACACUAUGUGGUGAUCCACGUUCAGGAGGUCCACGUCGUUCUAGGAUGGCCUCCUGCUCCACAUCAGUAGUUGUGGCAGCGAUUUCAACCCGAAAUUCAAAUGUGAAUGAAGCGCUAUGUGAAAGAACAUUUCUGCUUUUUACAUUGAGAUAAGGACAAAUUCAUGUCUUUAAAUAAAAUCAAGAGAAACA